CGACGGUUGCCGUAGCUACGGAAGCCGGAUUGAUGGACGCAUAGCUUCGGCUCGACAACAACAAAUAUUCGCUCGUCAUGGCUGCACACCUGAAGAAACGAGUGUACGAGGAAUUCUCCAAAGUUGUUCAGAUUCCUCAUGAAGAAGUUCCGGCCAAGAAGCUCCGUCUGUCCAAACCCAGCAAGUCUGCAGCACUGCAUGUUGACCUCUGCAAAGCCACCAACUCCACUGAUGCGCUGCAGUACCUGCUGCAGUUCGCCCGCCAGCCAGUAGAGGCUGAAAGUGUGGAGGGUGUGGUCCGGAUCCUGCUGGAGCACUACUAUAAAGAGACUGAUAACUCUGUGAGGCUAAAGAUUGCCUCCCUGCUGGGGCUGCUGUCCAAGACCCAGGACUUCCACCCAGAUUGCAUCGUAGAUGAUGUGGUCAACAUCAUUGGAAACGAGAAGUCUCACCAGGUUCUUGCUCAGCUGCUGGACACACUGCUGGUCAUCGGGACCCAACUUCCCGACAGUCCAUCUGUCAGACAGAGACUUGUGGAUGUGGCCUGCAAGCUGCUGUCUGACACUUACUUCGGGGUGAGGAACAAGUGUCUGCAGCUCCUCGGGUAUCUCGGUGUGAUGGACGCCGCUCUGACCAAAGACAGCGAUGGACCUGGCACAUCCUCAGCAGGAGUGAGGGAUGUACAGAGCAUCAUCAGCGACUACUUUGGGGAUCAGGAUCCAAGAGUGCGGACGGCAGCACUCAAAGCUAUGCUCCAGCUUCACGAGCGAGGAAUGAAGAUCCACCAGAUCAUCUAUGAGCAGGCGUGCAGGUUGCUGGCUGAUGACUACGAGCAGGUCCGAUCUGCUGCCGUGCAGAUGGUUUGGGUCCUCAGCUUGUUGUAUCCAGAGAGCAUUGUUCCGAUCCCGUCGUCCAACGAAGAGAUCCGGCUGGUGGACGAUGCGUUUGGGAAGAUCAGCCACAUGGUCAGCGACGGCUCUUGGAUGGUGCGAGUACAGGCAGCCAAGACUCUGGGCUCCAUGAAGCUGGUCAGUCAUCACUUCUUGGAGCAAACUCUGGACAAGAAGCUGAUGUCAGACCUCAGGAGAAAGCGAACCGCUCACGAGCGAGCCAGGGAGCUCUUUGCCUCCGGAGAGUUCUCCUCUGGACGGAAGUGGGCUGACGAUGCUCCCAAAGAGAAACUGGACACCAACACAGUCAACCUGAUUGCCUCUGGCGCCUGCGGAGCCUUCGUUCACGGCCUGGAGGACGAGAUGUUUGAGGUGCGCAUCGCUGCGGUGGAGGCCUUGUGUCAGCUGGCUCGGUCCUCUCCCAGCUUUGCUGAAAAGUGUCUGGACUUCCUGGUGGACAUGUUCAACGACGAGAUCGAGGAAGUGCGGCUGCAGUCUAUCCACGUGCUGCGAGAGAUCUCCACUCACAUCACCCUCAGAGAGGACCAGCUGGACACAGUGCUGGCUGUGCUGGAGGAUUCAUCCCGGGACAUCCGAGAGGCUCUGCAUGAGCUGCUGUGCUUCACCAACGUCUCCACCAAAGAAUGCAUCCAGCUGGCUCUGUUGGAGCUCCUUAAGAACCUCAACAAGUAUCCGUCAGACCGCAACUCUGUGUGGAAGUGUUUGAAGUUCGUGGGUUCCCGUCACCCUACCCUGGUACUGCCACUGGUCCCGGAGCUGCUCAGCACUCACCCGUACUUCGACACACCAGAACCAGACAUGGAUGAUCCGGCCUACAUUGCUGUCCUGGUGUUGGUCUUCAACGCGGCCAAGUCCUGCCCUACCAUGCCGGCGCUCUUCUCCGACCACACCUUCAGACACUACGCCUACCUGAGGGACAGCCUGUCCCACCUGGUGCCCCCGCUCACGUUGCCAGGCAGGAAGCAGGUGUUCGGGUUGGACUCGGUGGGCUCCGGUUCUGCUUCAGGUUCUGUGGAAUCGGCCCAGGUCUUCCUCCAGCAGAGUCUGAACAGAGUCAGCGCCAUCCAGACUCUGGAAGCUCCUGGAGCCCAGGACCUGCUGGUCUUCACCAUCCGGGACCUGCAGAGACUCGGGGAGCUGCAGGCAGAACUGGCCGGGGCUGCUGACUUCUGCGCCACAUACCUUCACUGCCAGCUGCUCCUCAUGAAGGCGCUGCAGGAGAAGCUCUGGACUAUGGCUGUCCCUCUGUGCCUCAAACAGAACCUCACAGCGACGGCGGCGACCCAGCAGAUCCUGGAGGAAACGUACAAGCUGGAGUUCAUGUACGGAGGGCUGGAGAACCGACAGCUGGCCACCAUCCAUCACAUGCGUCUGCAGGCCAAAGCGCUACAGCUGGUCCUGAACGCCCGCAGCCGCCAGGGGCUGGACGUUCUGAUCAGCAGCUGCGAGAAGUUCCUGCAGGACAUCGAAUGCUUUCACAGGAUGUUUCUGACGGAGCUCCCGCACCUCCAAGGCACGUUUGUGGAGAAGCUGCUGGAGCUUAUGCCCCGUCUGUCGUCCUGCGAGCCGGUGGAGCUGGUGAAGAUCCUGCAGACCACGCUACGGCACAGCGGGCUCCUGCAGCUGAGCCUCCCACCGCAGAUCCACCGGGCCACGGCCAACAUCAUUGAGCCCACUGGAGAGUCGGACAACCCGCUGCGGUUCACAUCCGGCCUGGUGGUGGCGCUGGACAUCGACGCUACUCUGGAGCACGUCCAGGAUCCGGAGUCCACCAUCAAGGUUCAGGUCCUGUAUCCCGACGGACAGAGUCACGUGAUCCAUCCAAAACCCAGCGACUUCCGAAAACCCGGACCGACCCGACGGCGACUCAUCACUCAGGUCUACCUGUCGCACACGUCCUGGACCGAGCCGUCGCAGAUCGAAGUGCGCCUCCUGCUGGCCUACUCCUCCUCCUCCCCCUCUUCGGCCCCUAAAUUCAGCUGGAGCGACAGCACCGACGCCCUCCAGCCAACAGAGGCCGCCGUGGAGGGAACCAUCCCGUUCAGCAAACCUGUGAAAGUCUACAUCAUGCCCAAACCCGCGCGACGAUAACAGCAACUUGUUUUCCGAUUUUUACUGUCAACUUAUUUUCGACUGCAGCAAAUAAACAAC
This is a messenger RNA of Synchiropus splendidus (mandarinfish), 3062 nucleotides long. It is a transcript of the gene ints4, whose product is annotated as integrator complex subunit 4. Bases 78 to 3002 code for a protein of 974 amino acids. The record is from RefSeq and is a predicted model, not a curated record. Gene Ontology annotation, cellular component: integrator complex. NCBI's taxonomy places the organism in Eukaryota, Metazoa, Chordata, Actinopteri, Syngnathiformes, Callionymidae. The transcript is spliced from 24 exons. Gene Ontology annotation, biological process: snRNA processing.